Messenger RNA from Penicillium angulare, 954 nucleotides. RefSeq names its product WW domain-containing protein. The record is from RefSeq and is a predicted model, not a curated record. The transcript has 2 exons. Gene Ontology annotation, molecular function: protein binding. The coding region runs from base 1 to 954 and encodes 317 amino acids. NCBI's taxonomy places the organism in Eukaryota, Fungi, Ascomycota, Eurotiomycetes, Eurotiales, Aspergillaceae.
AUGUCAUCUUCCUAUGCACCACCCCCCGGACCACCACCACCUUCUGUCCCAGAAGGAUGGAAGGCGCAGUAUGAUGAGCGGUAUCAAUCAUGGUUUUUUAUCAACCUUGCCACCGGAAAAUCACAAUGGGAAAAGCCCGAGCCACCAGCUUCCCCUGCGGGCCAACCACCUAGCGAAGCACCUAGCGAAGCACCACCAUCAUACGCCAAUGUAGCUCCGUCGGGGGCUGCCCCAAUAGGCAACGCGGAUGACAAGAAACGGCUGUUGGCCUCUAAUAACCCCUACAACCCAGAUACCUCGCGCGACACUGCCAGCCCAUCGAUGGACAGUGACGCCAAACUUGCAGCGAAGCUCCAGGCCGAAGAGGAUGCACGAGCCGGUAGCAGCAGCAAUAGUAGAGGUCCUGGAACUCCGGGUAAGGCAUCAGAUUACUACAGUGGUUCUUCACAACCGUCUACCGGGUCAUAUGCUUCCGGCCCAUCAUCGGGUAGCCCAAUGCCGGAACAGAAAUCACGCAGCAAAGGUGGCUUCUUAAGCAAGUUGAUGGGGAAGAGCUCUAGUAGUUCACGUCCGCCGCCCCAGCAACGUCCUCAAUAUGCUUCGUACCCGCAACAAGCCCCCACAAACUCUGGUUAUUACGACCCUAACUAUGGGCGAUAUCCGCAACAACCAAUGCCAGGAUACGGUUAUCCACCUUCAGGAUAUGGAGGUGGAUAUCCACAGCAAGGCGGCUACUACCAGCAACAGCCACAGCGGAAACAUGGCUUGGGAACUGGCGGUGCGGCUGCGCUGGGUGUUGGUGGAGGUUUGCUGGGUGGACUACUGCUUGCCGAUGCAGUAGAAGACAUGGGGGAUCAUCACGACUACGGCGAUAAUAAUAAUUAUGAUAAUGGUGGUUAUGAUGGUGGCGGCGGCGGCGACUUUGACGGUGGUGGUGGUGGUGGUGAUUUCUAA